Arabidopsis lyrata subsp. lyrata is the source of this 1027-nucleotide messenger RNA. RefSeq names its product peptidyl-tRNA hydrolase 2, mitochondrial. The coding region runs from base 116 to 625 and encodes 169 amino acids. The record is from RefSeq and is a predicted model, not a curated record. The transcript has 8 exons. Gene Ontology annotation, molecular function: peptidyl-tRNA hydrolase activity. Gene Ontology annotation, cellular component: cytosol; mitochondrion. NCBI's taxonomy places the organism in Eukaryota, Viridiplantae, Streptophyta, Magnoliopsida, Brassicales, Brassicaceae.
UUUUUUUUUUCUUGCCAGUAAAAUCUUCACGACGGUUUGAGAAAAAAAAAACACUUCAUCAUCAGAGCCGUUUCUCUCUCUCUGGAACUCGAUUUAAGUAUUUGAGUCUUGCCAAAUGGAUUUGACGUGGUUAAGUGCCCUAAUUGUUGGAGCUGCACUUGGAUUCUGCAUUGGCACUCGCCGUUCCAAACCUGUUGUUGCUGCUGUUGAUGGGGAUAUCAAAAAUCAAUCCUCCAAGGGUCUUCUCGAAAUCGAGAAACUCGCUGAUAUCCUCGAUGAUUUCAAGAUGGUUUUGGUUGUGAGGAAUGAUCUUAAAAUGGGUAAAGGAAAGAUUGCAGCUCAAUGCAGUCAUGCAACUUUAGGAUUAUACAAAAAGCUUGUUCGUCGAGCGCCAAAAGCAUUGGACUGCUGGGAGGAAUGUGCACAGCCAAAAGUUGUUGUGAAAAUCGAGGACGAGGACGAGAUGCUAGAAUUGCAAGAAAGAGCUAAAUCCCUUAAACUGCCUACCCAUAUCACCAUCGAUGCUGGAAGAACGCAAAUUGCCCCAAAUUCAAGGACGGUUAUGGCUAUUCUUGGACCAGUCGAAGUUGUUGAUGAAGUAACAGGUGGACUAAAGCUUCUUUAGAAGCUUCGUAUUUCGAUAUGACAUCUCUUCAACCUGAUCUCUCAGAUAGACCAAGCAGAAGGGAGAGGCAUGAACUCCACCUUUUCUGGUUGCCCAGGGUUACCUGUGAGAAAUCUGUAGUUGUUACGUUCACUCGUUCCUGAUGAUGACGAAAUAUCCAUUUUUAAACAUUUUCCCCAUUUUUCAUGGACAUGUAGCAUUUGCCUCUCCAGGAUCAGAUUGAUUUGACCAAUGGUGAUAUCAUUUUUUUUGCUGGCUUUGUAUUAGAGGUAUCAAAAGCUCUAGCCUUUUUUGGCUCAUUGAGAAAAUGGCUUGCUCUAAUGCCAAUUCAUGGGAGUGUUGGCUAUAUGAACAUUUCAAAUGUAACAACAGAUCUUGUUUAUUGAAGAUAAACCCAUGGUA